Molecule: messenger RNA, 5396 nt
Organism: Cucurbita pepo subsp. pepo (vegetable marrow)
Lineage: Eukaryota; Viridiplantae; Streptophyta; Magnoliopsida; Cucurbitales; Cucurbitaceae
Product: ENHANCER OF AG-4 protein 2
Source: RefSeq, a predicted model, not a curated record
CUCUGUGUCUUAGCUUUCCCUCUCCCUCUCCAAAAUCUCUCCCAAAUACCCUCUCUCUCUCUCUCUCCCUCUCUACUGCACUUCACUUUCUUCUAAAUCGCCGCCAUCUCCGCACCGGCACCGGCGACCAAUCCCAUAUCGCUAAUCCCAAAUCCUUCUACAAAUCUUCCUCUUAAUCAUCUCCACUCAAUCGUCUCCAAAAAUCCUUCUUCCACUCCAUCAUACUUCUAAAUUUCCGCCGCUAAACCCCCUCCUCUCCCGAUGCUAUAGCCCUACCCCCGCCGGGGCCAUCCACCGCCGGCGAGGGUUUCAUCGUCUCCGCGUUUUCCCGGGGAUACUUCUCGGCCUGUGUGGAUUUUGAAAUUUUGGGUUUGGGUUUUGCCCCGGCGUCGUCUUUGAAUUUUUUUUGUUUGUUUUAGGGUUUUUUUUUUUUUUUUUGGUUCGUCGUUGUUCAUAUAUACGACCAUGCCUCCGGGUCGGAAACGCGGAGCGAAUAAAGCCAAGGCCAAUAGAGAGCUCAGUAUGGGAGAUCUUGUCCUCGCUAAGGUCAAGGGUUUUCCUGCUUGGCCAGCCAAGAUUAGCAGGCCCGAGGACUGGGAAAAAUCUCCUGACCCGAAGAAAUGUUUUGUCCAUUUCUUUGGAACGCUAGAAAUAGCUUUUGUAGCCCCUGCUGACGUUCAGGCCUUCACUAUUGUGGAAAAGAAUAAAUUAUCUGCUCGUUGCCAAGGGAAAUCAACUCAGUUUGCUCAAGCUGUGAGGGAAAUAUGUGCAGCUUUUGAUGAAAAACAAAAUGAGAAAAAUAGUGGAAUGAGCGUUGAUGUGGAAAGAUUGGAAACUGAAAGUGGUGCUCCCUGCACUGAUGGGGUUGUAGAUAAUGAGUUAGAUGUUGACUUGAAGGAUGAAGUGGGUACUGCAGAAUCAAAUGACGAUGAUGUAAAUGAAGGUAUGGGUGACUGUAGCUCUAGACUUGAGCGUUGUUCACAAAAACGAGAUGAAACUAAUGUUCAAGACAUGAAGCCUUCCGUAGAACCACAUCAGUCUGAUGAUUCAUCUUUAGGAAUUUCUUCUGAGCAGAACGGCAGUAUAUUAGACGUUGCACAAAAGAAUGAAGUAGUGACAUCUGAGACAAAUAAAGAUAUUGCUCAAACAGAAAAGCCUUCCAAACUCCAGAAUACAUCUACGACCAACAGUCAAAAUGUUAAAAAGGAAGGUGCAAGUUCAAAGAAGAAACAAGAGGGCACUGCUAAACACCACAAGAGAAAAGGCUCUGCUGUAACAGCAUCUAAGAGCGAAAUUCCUGAUAAUUGUCUCAAUCUUCCAGAAUCUGUUGUGGACUCAAAGAGUGGAAAGAAAGGAAAAUCCACUUCUGGUGAAGGUAUGAGGGAACAUGGCCCUAGAACUCUGAAACCAAAUUCUGAGUCUGGUCAUGGGAAAAAGACUAAAGACCUGCCAAGGGAUAAAAAACGUUUUAAGGAUAGAGAUAGUAUUGCAGACACCAGGCGCAGUCCUAAGGACCCUAAGGAACAGGGUCAGGGCAAAGGCAAAGCCAGUGCGGGGAGGAUGCUUCAGGUUGGAUCAGGAAAAUCUGAUUUGGGAUCAAGUGAAAGUUCGCGUCCUGCCAAAAAGUUGAAGCGAGGAGAAAUAGGGGAGAGUAAGGGAACACCCAGAAACAACAUAAAGGUUUCCUCUUCCACUAAACCUGUUGUGGCUGAUGAAAAAGUGGUUAAAAAAUCUGAGUUGAAAAAGUUGACGGCCAGUCUGAAAUCAGAAAACCUUUUAAAAUCUAGUCACCGUUCAGAUUCUGUUAAUUCUGCAGCUGGUGAUGAAACUGUGUUGCCUCUGACAAAGCGACAUCGUCGAGCGCUCGAAGCUAUGUCUGAUUCUACAACUGCCGUUCAUGAUGCUAAAAAUGAAAAGAGUCCGUUCUCACAGAGGCAUGAUGCUUCACGUUCUAGCAGUGAUAAACUAUUGGCAAAUCAUUCCAAUAGAAAAAGGAGAGCAGUUUGCAUUUUUGAUGACGAUGAUGAAGAUCCUAAGACUCCGGUUCAUGGAUCGUCAUGGAAUAUUGAUGCAACUUCAAAUGGUCCAGAUGCUAGUAACAAUAACAAUGAGCAUAAUCAAAGUCCUAUUACUUCUCCCUUGACUGUAAAUGGAAUUAGUGGAUCAGAGCACGAACUUCUUAGGGAAUCAACUGGUCAGGUGCAGAGGUUGUCCUCGUCUCCUAAAAAAUCCCAAACUGAAGAAUUGCAGCAAGAAAAACCGUUGGCUGCUAAUGCCUCUGAAAGCCCUUCAAAAUCAGGAUAUGAGCAGCUGCCACCUAAGGAGGCGAAACCAAAUUUGAUUUCCCCAAAAAAGUCUCCUUCGUUAGCUGAUAGCACUACAGCUUUGGAUCGAGCAAAGACUGUGAAACCCCCAAUCAAAGCCUCCAAUACUGGUGUCCAGAAACAACCACAGGUGGGUUCUGUGAAGUCCAUGGUUUUGGCUUCAACUCCCAGCUCUUCUCAGAAGCCAUCUAUCCUCCAAAAGAGUAGGUCACAUUCUUCAGGAGAGAAGUCCAAAGCUACUCCAAAAUCACGAGCUAGUGACCCUACAAUCAUGGUGGGAAGUUCAAUGGAUCAUGAUGAUUUUCACGGUGAAAGAAGCUUAGUCAGUGAUUUCAAGGUCACGGAAUCUGCCAUGUCCAUGAAGCAUCUAAUUGCAGCUGCUCAAGCUAAAAGGAGGGAAGCUCAUUCACACAAUGUCCAUGGGUUUUUUAAUCCUGAUAUUUUAUCCACUGAUGUCCAUGGUAGUCCUAGUCCUACACCAGUCCAACCGCAUUUAUCUAGUACCACCCAUUUGAUGCUGACAGACUUGAAGGGACGUUUUCAUGAGAAGGAUGUGGCUUCUCCAUCGACUCAAGGACAUCAAUUAGCGUCACAAAAUGACACUGAUGUUGAAGAAAUAGAGGAGAAAAGAGUCAACUCAGUACACAGAUCUGUUGGAGAUCCGUUAAGUGGUGGCACUGAGGCUGCUGUUGCACGAGAUGCUUUUGAAGGAAUGAUAGAGACUUUAUCUAGAACUAAAGAAAGUAUAGGACGUGCAACUCGGUUGGCUAUUGAUUGUGCCAGAUAUGGCAUUGCAAAUGAGGUUGUUGAACUUCUUAUCCGGAAGUUGGAGUCUGAAUCUAGUUUUCAUCGCAAAGUGGAUCUCUUUUUUCUUGUGGAUUCUAUAACACAAUGCUCGCAUACUCAAAGAGGUAUUGCUGGAGCUUCUUACAUUCCUACAGUUCAAGCAGCAUUGCCACGCCUUCUUGGGGCUGCUGCACCACCAGGUGCUGGAGCUCGUGAAAAUCGUCGUCAAUGUCACAAGGUUCUUCGUCUCUGGCUGGAGAGGAAAAUCUUACCCGAAUCUGUUCUUCGACGUUACAUGGAUGAAAUUGGAGUAUCAAAUGAGGAUUCAUCUAUUGGUUUCACCCUCAGACGUCCAUCUCGUGCUGAGAGAGCCAUAGAUGAUCCAAUCAGAGAAAUGGAAGGCAUGCUUGUUGAUGAGUAUGGAAGCAAUGCAACAUUCCAACUGCCUGGGUUUUUAUCUUCACAUGUAUUUGAGGACGAAGAUGAGGACCUUCCUACCUCCCCAUGUAAAGAAGCCAGUGAUGCAGCUUUGACAGAACCAAGGCAUGGUGUUGAAGAGGCAGAAGCAUGUGCAGUUACCCCGAGUGACAGGCGUCAUCGCAUCUUAGAGGAUGUGGAUGGGGAACUUGAAAUGGAAGAUGUUUCUGGCCAUCCAAAGGAUGAAAAGUCGUUGGAGGGAGGUGAUUCUUUUGAAAUAGAUGCUCGACAUCAAUCUUCAGACAGGGCAACAGAACUUGCUUCAAAUACUUCUUCAGAGUUUCUCCCUCUGCCAGAUGGUUCUCCACCAUUACCUCUUGAUUCUCCUCCUCCACUCCCACCCUUACCUUCUUCACCACCCCCACCCCCACCUCCAUCCUCUCCAUCACCACCACCCUUACCACCUCCACCACUUCCGUCAUUGCCACCACCUCCUCCCCUACCAUCUGCAUGCCCUCCACCGCCUCCACCACCAUUAAUUUCCCAACCACCAGUACCCAGUCAUCCUCCAUUGCCAAACCAGCAGAUAUUACCGCUUCAAUCUUCACAGCAGCCUUCAGGACAGCUUCCUUAUCAAGCUUCAAUACCCCGUGAAUACUGCAACAUAGCUAGUGGAAAUCAGCAUGUGCAAAUGAUGGCUGGAAAUGCUUCUCAUGGGAGUCACGUGGAUGCUUCUGCUAAGAGUGAAAUUUAUGGCCAGCAGCCACCUCCUUUUGUCCCAGCUCCUGUCUGCAGUUCUAUCGAACCUUCUGGAUUUGAUUCUUCAAGGCAAUCAGAGUAUGGACAUAAUGAUAUAUAUCUGAAUACACAAAUUUCUCAACCAAACCAGCAAUAUCAGCAAGGUAACCCAAACUUUAUUCAAAGACAGAUGCAUUCUGGCCCACCUCAAAACCCACCCACUCAUUUCUCUUAUGCUAAGCCUCCCGUUCAGCAGCAUCCUCCCCAUCCAUACCAUCAAUCAUUUUCUUCGCCAUCCCUUAUGGAUGGCCGAAGGCCAUUUUUAGGUGAUGAACAAUGGAGAAUGCCUUCAAGUGAAUUCAAAACUGAAAAUCGUCAAGGUGUAUGGAUGAAUGGGGGGAGAAAUCCAUCACAUCCAGGCCCCCCAUUCAGCCAGGAAGGCUAUUUUCAACCACCUUAUGAACGACCACAAAGUAAUAUUGGUUUUCAGCGUCCAGUCUCCAAUAGUCUUCCAUCUGGAGCGCCAAUUUCUGGUCAUGCCAUUCCUCAAAUGUUGCCAUCUAGACAAGACACUCUUAAUUGUUGGCGGCCUGCAUAAUAGGUGUUAUUUCUUUCCAAUUGCCGAGUACGGAAUUGGUAUACAAAUUGAUUUGUACUGUAAAGAAAGAUCAGCUCUGUGCAUAAAUUCUGUACAACUGGAAGGCGCUGUCAAGACUUUUGGAGGCUCUUGGCUGAACUGUGUACAUAGUUAUGCUGACAAACUUGAUCCAAGAACAUGUUCUCCCAAGCGUAGGCCCAUGUUUCUGACCUGGUUUUGAUAGACUUUUAUGAUAAGAGAAAGAUGAGCAAAUUUUGAGAUUCUUGACUUGUUUACUUUAAUCCGGGAAAAGAAAGAAAGAGAGUCACAUUAUAUCCAUGGAGAUAGCUCGCAGCUGCAAAGUUGAGAUAUAGACUAUAUAUUUAACUUGGAUUAUUGUGUCAAGACGUGGCUGAUCCUUCCUUCCUUAUUACGCGACUCCAGUUGUAAAGGUAGUCCCCCAGGAUACUCCAAAAAAGAAAUUUCAGAUUUUAUGUAAUACCAAUACACUUUCAUUACAUUUGUACAUGAUAUCAUUCCCUUUUCUCAUCUCA